UUUUUUCUAUUCUAAAUUUUUCUCUUCUCAAUUAGAUUGAUUUCUUUUUCCUUUUUAAUUAACCCAAACCAAUUUUAUUAUGUAAUUUAAGGUUCACUUAUUUUACCCCAACUAAGGUCAACAAUUAACUUCAACUGUCAAUUUAAUUAGGAUUUGUAAUUAACCAUCAUGGGAAAACGUGUUAAAUGUUAACAGUGAUAAUUUGUUAAUAUGGUAAAUUGUCUGAAAAGGAGAGAAAAUAACAAACUAUUAGGUGAUUUGGUUUUCUAGAGAAGGAGAGUCAAAGAUGAGUUUAUUUGGUGAUAUUUUCGUUGUGAUAUUAUCUCAGGUACUUUUCUUUGCCGGUGGAUGGAUAUUCUUUGUGAAACAAUUGUUCCGUGAUUAUGAAGUUCAUCAUUCAUUUGUCCAGCUUAUAUUUUCUAUUACAUUCUCAUUGUCAUGUUCAAUGUUUGAACUGAUUAUCUUUGAGAUAAUUGGAAUCCUUGAUCCAAGUACAAGAUUUUUCUAUUGGAAAUUAAUUUUAUACAUCAUGUUAUUUAUCAUCAUUUUGAUUCUACCUUUAUAUAUAAGUUACUGUAUUCUAUGCAAUGUAACUUUCAUCGCCAAAAGAUACAUCAAACCGAUGACUUUCCUCAUCUGGUGUAUAUUUAUCUUCCUAUUCUGGAAGAUUGGUGAUCCUUUUCCCAUUCUAAGUCCUAAACAUGGUAUUUUCUCAAUUGAACAAGGAAUCAGUCGAGUUGGUGUAAUUGGUGUUACUCUUAUGGCUUUACUUUCGGGAUUUGGUGCUGUCAAUUAUCCUUAUACCUCGAUGACUUAUUUUAUGAGAGUUGUUACUUCGGCUGAUGUUACCUCAUUAGAGAAAAAGUUAAUCCGAACAUAUGAUCUAAUUGUGAUGAAAAAGAAAAGGAUCAUUUUAAUUGAGAAAGACAGUCGAUCACCAUCAACAACUUCUCUUUGGACAAGUGUCAUUCAAACCUUUUCAUCUUCAGGUUCUGAAAGUGUAUCACAAUUAAGAUCUGAUUGUCGAACUUUAGAAGAAUUGGCAAGACAAUUAUUUUUAGAAUUGGUUGAUAUGAAAGCGAUGCAAACACGAAUGGAAUGGUCAAAGACUUUUAAAGGAAAAUAUUUUCACUUUAUUGGUUAUUUUUUCUCUCUCUACUGUAUAUGGAAAAUAUUUAUAUCUACAAUUAAUAUUGUGUUUAAUCGUGUUGGUCGAGUCGAUCCUGUCACUCGGGGUAUUCAAAUUGCUGUUAAUUGGAUUGGAUUGGAAAUUGAUGUUAAAUUUUGGUCACAACAUGUUUCCUUUCUUCUUGUUGGGAUAAUUGUUAUUUCCUCUAUUCGAGGUCUUUUAAUUGCUUUAACUAAAUUUUUUUACGCCAUAUCAAGUCCUAAAUCGUCAAAUAUAAUUGUCUUAGCUCUUGCGGAGAUAAUGGCAAUGUAUUUCGUAUCAAGUGUCGUUCUCAUGAGGAUGAAUAUGCCUCUUGAAUAUCGGACAAUUGUUACUCAAGUUUUAGGAGAUUUACAAUUUAACUUUUAUCACCGAUGGUUUGAUGUAAUAUUUUUGGUCAGUGCUCUUUCCAGUAUUGGCUUUCUCUAUCUGGCUCAUAAACAAAGUAGCAAUAAAGAGCUUUAACCAUCGUA
Panonychus citri (citrus red mite) is the source of this 1641-nucleotide messenger RNA. Its product is annotated as Golgi pH regulator-like. Gene Ontology annotation, biological process: intracellular pH reduction. The transcript has 3 exons. The record is from RefSeq and is a predicted model, not a curated record. Gene Ontology annotation, molecular function: voltage-gated monoatomic anion channel activity. Bases 287 to 1633 code for a protein of 448 amino acids. NCBI's taxonomy places the organism in Eukaryota, Metazoa, Arthropoda, Arachnida, Trombidiformes, Tetranychidae. Gene Ontology annotation, cellular component: Golgi cisterna membrane.